AUUUGUAAGGUUUAUAUAAAGAGGAAAGAAAGUGAUAGAAAAGAAUUAAGAAAUACAAUUGAGAAGGUGAAUUAUUUUCACUAUGCUCUAAUGUAUAUGUAUAAUUAUUUACUUAAACAUAAACAUUUUAACUACACAAAUGUUGAGGAAGGAAAUAAAAAGUCCAUUCUAAAACACUUGAAAGAAAAAAGAAGACAAACAAAUUUAAUAAAAACAAAAGGAGAACAAGAAAAAGUUUUAAAUAUCCCAAAGGAGUUCUCAGAUUUAAUUAUACCUACGAAAAAAGCUAAUAUGAAAAGAAAACAGAAAAAUGUUUUUGAAAAAAUCCAAAAAUAUAGGAAAAAAUCGGAUAUAUCUGAGAAUGAGGAGAAAUUCAUUUGGGUAGAGGAAGAAGAUGAUGGCGACAAAGAAACAGACAGAAAUUGCAUUAAAAUUGAGGAUCCAUCAUAUAAUAUAAAUAACAAUGUUUUAAAUAAUAAUAGUGAAUGUCAUAAUCUUAUAGAAAUAAAUAAUUCCGUAGAUGAACUUCCUGCAUUUCGGUUUCUAUAUGUAAUGAAAAAGGAAGAUAACAAUAU
Plasmodium reichenowi is the source of this 575-nucleotide messenger RNA. RefSeq lists its product as hypothetical. The record is from RefSeq and is a predicted model, not a curated record. The transcript is spliced from 4 exons. The annotation marks the transcript as partial. Lineage: Eukaryota; Apicomplexa; Aconoidasida; Haemosporida; Plasmodiidae.